UGGGCUGGACAUAUCCGGUGUCCCCCACUGAACAACCUGCAGCCCGCAGCCUGAACGGAGCGGAGUGUGCCCCGUUAAGUGAGUCGAUACAAUGCGGAGCUAGUUAAGACUACCGGGAUGCUUUCACGUAACGCUAAUGUCAGUGUUGACCGAUGCACGUCGGUAAGUCGGUGGCCAACGCGGCGGCAGGAGGCACUGACGGCUUCGAGGUCAACUUGAAAACUAACGGUCUCCGUCCGGCACCGGUGUGGGACGGGCCAUGCAUGCUAGCUGGAGAUGAGAAUGAAACCCAGUCGCCAAUUCUUCCUGGGCCUGUGCUCCAUGCUGGCCCUGGGAUUCCUCUACUACUCAGGGAGGAUCAGUUUACGAGGCUGGGGCCAUGAUUCAUUGUAUGACCAACAGGGGUUCCUUGUGAAGCUGGAUGGUGUUAGUCUGCCGCUGGAGCUGAUGUACAAGUACGGCAAUCUAAGCGAGGGAGCCUGUAAGCCUGGUUUUGCAGCUGCCAAGAUGACGGCCGUUUAUCCAAAAUUUAGCAAACUGGCCCCCAUGUUCCUUGACCCAAACUACAAACGAUUCUCCAAGAUCGGCGAUUAUUCCCCCCCGUUUGGGGUAAAAUCACAAGAGAAGAUCAUAGAUAUUCUCCUGUUUGCUACUAAGAGCUAUGGCCUUGGGGAAGAACUCGACAGCAUGAAAUGCAAGACUUGCAUCGUCGUGGGGAACGGAGGAAUCCUGGCCAACAGGUCUCUGGGACAGAAGAUCGAUGAGUUCGAUGUGGUGGUCAGGUUGAACGAGGCCCCGGUGAGGGGCUUCGAGAGAGACGUCGGCUCCAAGACCACCAUGAGGAUCACCUAUCCAGAGGGGGCCAUCCAAAAGACAGAGCGCUACGAGGCUCAGUCCCUAUUUGUCCUCUCGGCCUUUAAAGCUCUGGACUUCAAGUGGCUGAGACACAUGGUCUUCAACCAGAGGCUGCACAGCACUGAUGGGUUCUGGAAGUCGGUGGCCAGGCACGUUCCAAGGGACCCCGGCGACAUGCGCAUCCUGAACCCCUACUUCAUCCAGGAGGCCUCCUUCAAGCUCAUUGGCUUGCCUCACAACAAUGGACAGAUGGGCAGAGGGAAUAUCCCGACCCUGGGGACUGUCGCCAUAACGAUGGCUCUCCAUAACUGUGAUGAAGUAGCAGUGGCUGGAUUCGGUUACAACAUGAGCACCCCCCAUGCCCCUCUGCACUACUAUGAGAAGAUCCGGAUGGCGGCCAUCAAAGAAGUAAUUGAUGGUGUCUCUGUGAAGUCCUGGACUCACAACAUAUCUAGAGAGAAGGAGUUCCUGCUGAAGCUGGUGAAGGCUGGAGUCAUCCAGGACUUGACCAACGGGAUCUGCGGUGCAGGAUGCUGAUGGUCCUUGCUCAGCAUCAUGAUGGAUGGAUGGAUGGAUGCACUGUGCUCACCUUCCACCUGCUCCAGCACCUGAGGAGGGAAAGUCAAGACUCUGUCGGCCGUGCUCCCAGCAGAGACCAGCAGCUGUCACACACUGCUGCGGUCAGUGCAGAGAGACUGUGUGUCUGUAUGAGGCUCAUUGACCACAACACACUACCCAGUGUUGGAUAUUGACAUAUUGCAAGCAAUUGGCCUCUGUAUUUAGCUCGUCCAGGUCAGUGUAUAUUUACAUGGAUUUUGGUGCCCUGGCUCAAAGGGGUAUGUCCUCAGUGAUGGGGAUCAAACCAGGAAAUGGACUAGGCUGCCCUCCUACUAGAACUACUGCAGGCUGUGGAGGGGAGGAGAGGAUGAAGAUGUUGGCUUUAAGUAUUGAGCCUGUGCCAAGAAUACCUCUACAAGUGUCCUUCUCCUCACAUAUCUGAAUGUACUCUGCAUAUAGUCUCUUUUUUUAUGUCUUCCAGUUUCUGCGUGACUCAGCCGUCCUGGACCAGACGUUCGUGGGUAGACCCACUAUAUCAGAGCAACAUGGCAAUCAUCAGAGCUUGUUUAGUUGAGUCGGUCAGAGUCCGUAUGAAGCUAGACGGCUGGAGAAGCAAGCUAAUCAAGAGCUGCCUCAGCAUGAACAUGGUUAAUGUUUAUUUGCGCAAUUUAAAAUACACAAACAUAACAUAAGUAACCUGUAAUAUAGCCUCCUCCUAAAUAAUGACACUCAAGUGCACAGUCCACUUACUACUAGACAGAUGCAGAAGACUCACACCAUCUUUGUUCUUCACGAAGCAGCAUGAUACUACCAUCUAACCCCCCCCCCCCGAUGUGCACUAGAUGUGGCUGAGUCGCAUUUAGCUUCCAAUGUGUGCUGCGUCUCAGAAGCGCAAUAUUCCCUUGGGAACAUAUUUAUUGGCAAUUCACUCAACUAAUGUUUAUUAUAUGAUGCAUGUCACUCGCUACUGGCUUUGUCUUAACAUACACCGCCGCUCAAAAGUGUGGAAUCAGCUGUUCAAUAAUAAAUAGUAUAACAGAGAAGUACAGUAUAAUUCAGACACUAAAUGUAUCAUUUACAUUUGAAGUAGUUUUGGCCCCAAAAGAUGAAGAAUGAAAGGAUUUAAAGUUCCAUUUAGUCCACGUCCCCACUGUUUUGCAAGACAGAGGGGUAUGCUUUUGGAACCUUGAUUUUUUAUUAUUUUUCCAGGACAGAAAACUAUGACCAUUGAUCAUUAUUGAAACACAAAGGUGAUAUGGGCUCUUAAUAUUGACAUUGUCUGUUUUUUGGGGGGUCUUGUUCAGUCCUCUCAGCCAUCUGACUGUACCUCAUCAAGCUUCUGUGGAAGGAGAUUCCAAACUUUUGAACGGUUGUGUGCAAACAGUAAAACUAGUUUUUCUUGUUUGUUUCUGUCACCAAUCAUAAAUGAGUUUAACAUUUACUUUUAUCUUUUGUAAAACACAAACAAUAUUGAAAUGUGUUUGUUGAAGAACAACCAUCAGACGGGUCUUAAAAGUAAAUUUUUGAAUGAA
This is a messenger RNA of Anarrhichthys ocellatus (wolf-eel), 2945 nucleotides long. RefSeq names its product ST3 beta-galactoside alpha-2,3-sialyltransferase 3a (gene st3gal3a). The transcript has 11 exons. Gene Ontology annotation, molecular function: sialyltransferase activity. Lineage: Eukaryota; Metazoa; Chordata; Actinopteri; Perciformes; Anarhichadidae. The record is from RefSeq and is a predicted model, not a curated record. Bases 277 to 1392 code for a protein of 371 amino acids.